UUGAUGUUUCUUCUGUUUUUGGAGGCGACAUCAUAAUUUGUCAACCCAAAAACUCGAGACUACUUUCCCUUCUGAAAUAUGACGUCUGUGUAUAUGUAUAUUGCUUGAAAAUGAAUGAGACAAUUAUUAUCGUGAAUCAGGUCCAUAGAAUAUAAAUUAUAUAAUUUCCAUGUAGGUACACCAUCUCCAAAAAAGAAGCGAAAUAACUCCACUCCGACGAAAAAAAAUGUAGCUGAGAAGCGACAAAUCCUCCAACAACUAAUUUCGCCCAAACCGGAUUCUAAAAAAGUUAGUUUGGGCGAAUUGAUUCAAUUGAGUGAGAUAGGCAAAAGUAACAGUGGAUCUAAAAAUGGAAAGGAUGCAGAAACCAAAUUCAUCGAUACUGCCCAGUCUGCUCUCUUCGACCCCAAGUUGGAGAAGAAGGUAACGUUCGCUAGGCUACUGAAUAAAGUUUCAGCGGAAAUGAGUUCGGGAAGCGAAGUUGAACUUGGUAUCAUGCAGACCAAUAGACUAGGGUGUAUGUUCGCUAGACCGGCUAGCACUCCCCCCUCUCCAAACGUCGAUAUGAGGUCUCCAAAUAGCACUUCCAGCAACCAAGGUAGUGAUUCGUUCACUAGCUCUGAUCUUGCUAUCCCGAGUGCUUUGAGUACAAGUAUUUCAGAUCUCCUGAUCAACAGAAGACACAACAGACUACCCAACGGUCAUCAGAAACCCGCCAGUGCUGAUUCUAUUCUGGCAAUGUUCCGAAGCUUCUCUUCUAGUUCCGCAGCAGCUAAUUUACCUUCGUCUUUGAGAGUAUCACCCUCCACUACUCCAACAGCUUCCAGCCCCCAAGAUGACGUAGCUGGAGAUGACGAAUCGUCUACUUCUUCCAUCCAUACACCUGUUUCGUUCUCGAGCGGAGCGCCUGAGAGUCCCAUUUCGCAACGUCACAGUACCAUAGAAGUGCCUGUUCUCGACCCUUUUAGCGCGCACAAAUCCCCUUCUAGUGGCAGUAACUUAUUGCACCCGCCUUCUAUAUUAUUGGAAAUACCUAGCACAAUCAAUAAGUGCCUUUCUCCCAUUAGGGAAAUGCCAACGCCGUUGCCAUCGCCAAUGCCAUCGCCUGCUUUGACGCCGAUCAUGAGGCGCAGUACGGCAUCGUCUUCUUUGGAUGACGCAGAUUUAAGCGAUGACAGGAUUUCCGUGGAAAUUCCCAAUAUUUCUAUCAGUAGCGAUGUAGACGACGAUGAUAUUCAUUGCCCGGACAUUGCCAUUGAUCCACAAGCCGAAGAUGGACUCAUUUUGGAGGAAGCUGCCGCUAUGCAACAUCCAGCUUUGCACAGACAGAAAAAUCGCCCUACUCCAAUUGGACUUCCACAAGAGAGGAAUAAACCUGUCAUAACAAUCACCGUGGAUCCUCCUCCUCUGGAAAUUCCAACACUAAUCAUUCAAACACCGUCACCGACUCAUCCCAAAAUACCAUCUAUCUCAUUUCCAGGAUCACCACCGCCACAUGUACCAAAUCUGUCGAACGAUUCCUGUUUUCAGUUUCCUUCCCCGAAACAGUCAAGGAAAAUGCUGAAGGAUUUUGAUAAACCUACUUCACUUGAUCUGCCUUCUGUUCCACCGAUGAUCACCAUUACCUACAACAUGAGUGAGAUAGAAUCUGAUACUGAAUCUAUUUCUCCUGCUGUCAAAUCCACAGGUCAUCUAGGCCCAUCUGCAGGGAUGACUUAUCUCAGUCCAUUUUCUAUGAAUUCUAGAGGAGAACACACUGCUUCCGAGAGUAACUUGAGCUCUUCGGGAUAUAGUUCGAUGGCGAGUCCUGGACCCUCGAGGUGCGGAUCUAGCAAUCCAUUAUGUCCAGGUGAAAUGGAUGAUCAUGGUUCCGCUGGAUCCCAGAGGAGACAGUCAAUAACUCCAGUACUGAAAUCAUCAGCAAGUCCUUCAACAUGUGAUAAGCUUGAACAGAGUACAAAAGAACAAAGACGGGGAAGAUCUGAUUCUGAAACUCUAUCUGAUGAACAGCUUGCAGAAUCCAACGAUGAAGGAAUUGGAACAGAUCAUAUCGAUGAAAAAAUUGAUGAAGGUGCGUUGAAGAGCGCCAAAGAAUUGGAAGUGUUCAUGGUGAAUGAAAGCGAAAACUGUAAAACUAUGUUGGAUCUUCCUAUGAUUUCUUUGCUCACCACUCCAAAAGUAGUCAAGUGUACAAGUCUGGACGAUCCCACAGACCGGCUACUAUCACCUCUAGUAGUGAAUGGUAAAAACUCUCUGCAGUUACCUUCAAUUGUGGUUCAGUGCGAGACACCAGGAUGUGAAAAACAUCUGAGUCCCAUGAGUUCCCGAAGCGAGAGUCCUCUCAGCGACCGCACCACCGGUAUGGGAAGAUUUUCACCACAGUUUUAUGGAAGGCAUAAGGAUUUGCUACCAUUCACUGACUCAGAUGGAUUAUAUGACUUUCCAAGUUCCGACAAAGUGAAUGUCACAACUCAUUUGCAUCACAAAAAGCCCGGAAGGAAAAGAGAGAAAAGAGCGCUUCGCAACUGUAAGACACCCAGUCCAACUAAACCAACGCAAUUUCUUUCACAGGUUCAUUUAAGUCAUUUAGAUAUUCCCAGUAAAGAUUCUUUGUAUAAAGUUCCGCCACCAAGAAAACUAAGUCCGAAACGAAGACUCAAUCGCUCUCAAGUAGUUAGUUCUUCAUCAAGUUCAGACAGUAUCACUCAGAGAGAUACUAGGCAAUCUUCAUCCAGUCAAAGUCCUGACACAAUAAGAUGGUCUUCACCCAUUGCAUGGAUUGGAGAAAAAUGUUCCAGGUCCGCAGGAGAGUCAUGCCAGGAUAUUCAGAAUAUCGAGACCCCUUCAUUAGCUAAAUCAGUAGAAUUUUCAAAAAACCAUCAUGGUUGUCACCAAAAAGUCAGCAGAUUACGUACUAUAAGUCAUCAAAUAAGAUUCCUGCGUAGACUUGAGCAGAGCCUUCGAAAGAGAGAUCGAAACCAGAGCCCAUCGGACAGUGACGAAGAUUCUUCGAAAGUUACGUCUCCACUUCUACAGCCGUCGAAAGAUAUCAAAGUUGAAAUUCGGAAAAGUAACAGUAUAGGAAAAUUGCAGGGUGGUGGUUCAACAAGGGAUAAGUACAGAAGAGAGGAUUAUGCCUCAUCUCAAGACCAAUCACUGAAAGUCCUUUUACCAGGUCAUGGUCAUUCUGAUUAGCCAGAGAAUGAUUGAUCUGUUAAAUAUAACUGUACCAAUUUCAUGAUAAUGAUAUGAACGAAAGUUUUAUUAAUGUCGACAUAUUUGCUCAAUAACAUUGAGGGAGGACAAUAACAAAACAAUUGAUC
Leptinotarsa decemlineata (Colorado potato beetle) is the source of this 3323-nucleotide messenger RNA. RefSeq lists its product as uncharacterized. NCBI's taxonomy places the organism in Eukaryota, Metazoa, Arthropoda, Insecta, Coleoptera, Chrysomelidae. Gene Ontology annotation, molecular function: serine-type endopeptidase activity. The record is from RefSeq and is a predicted model, not a curated record.